AUGGUUUUACUGGGAAGGACAGGAAGUGGUAAAAGCUCCACCGCCAACUCCAUCCUUGGCCGGAAGGUCUUGGACCUAAAGCUCAGCAGUCCCUCGAUCAGCCAGCGCUGCCACAGGGCCAGUGGAGAAUUUCGUGGCCGGCAGCUGCUGAUUCUUGACACUCCUGGUGUACUGGACACUCAUCAGACUUUGCAGGAGAUGCAGCGGGAGCUGAGAAGGAGCGUUAGCCUCCUCUUCCCCGGACCACAUGCUUUCCUGAUUGUUAUCCACAUCAGAAGGUUCACUCAGGAGGAGAAGGAGACGUUGCAACACAUCAAAGAAGCAAUGGGCCCCUAUGGUUUGAGCUUCUCUGUGGUGGUUUUUACCCACGGAGACCAUCUGGAGGAGGGGACAUCCGUGAAGCAUUGCCUGAUAGACCAGUGUAAGGACCUGGCUGAGCUGGUGGCUGGAGGUCGUGGCAGAUACUGUGUCUUCAAUAACCAGAACCUUAAUAACAAGGAGCAGGUCUCCGAGUUGAUCGCUUUGGUGGAUGGCAUGAUGCAAGAUAACAGAGAGAGUUACUACAACAGCAAAAUGCUUCAGAAAGCAGAGGAAGAUCUGGCUCGUCGACUGGAGGAGGAGAGGAAGCUGCUUACUGAAAAGAAUGAGCUGCAGAAGCAGGACAAUACCCUCAAGGACUAG
Messenger RNA from Girardinichthys multiradiatus, 681 nucleotides. RefSeq names its product GTPase IMAP family member 7-like. Gene Ontology annotation, molecular function: GTP binding. The transcript has a single exon. The coding region runs from base 1 to 681 and encodes 226 amino acids. NCBI's taxonomy places the organism in Eukaryota, Metazoa, Chordata, Actinopteri, Cyprinodontiformes, Goodeidae. The record is from RefSeq and is a predicted model, not a curated record.